Physcomitrium patens is the source of this 1286-nucleotide messenger RNA. RefSeq names its product germin-like protein 1-1. Gene Ontology annotation, molecular function: manganese ion binding. The record is from RefSeq and is a predicted model, not a curated record. Lineage: Eukaryota; Viridiplantae; Streptophyta; Bryopsida; Funariales; Funariaceae.
UGCAGGAUAAUACUUGAGAAAUAGUUAAAGCCGCUUGUACCCUUCCUCAUCCUGACUGCACUGAAGUUCCCAGUUGCGGCAUCCUGACUGCACUGAAGGUCCCAGUUGCGGCAUCCUGCGAAGCUCCUCUCUCAGUCUCCCAGGUCAAGUAUAAGUUGCAGCUCCUGUUCAGUCUCGUCUGUCCGUCAAACAAUAUUUGGGUUCCCGCUUCCUGCGCUGCAGCGUUGUGGAUUUGUCUUGUGAUUUCGAACAGUACAUUGAUCCCCGAGGAGGUUCCAGGUUUAGAAAACCGUGGCAGAAGUAGAAAUAUCGCGAUGGAGGCGCUCAAAGGCGCCGUUCUUCUCUACCUUGUCGUCCGAAGUGCUCUUUCCCCUGUGCUCGUCGUAGCUAAUGACCCCUCACCUUUGCAGGAUAUUUGUGUCGCAGACCUCUCGAGCCCCGUGAAAGUGAACGGUUACGUGUGCAAGGACCCAGAUGCAGUCACUGUGAACGACUUCAUCUACCACGGCCUCCACAAUCGGGGAGAUACCAACAAUGGGAACCGACAGAAAACGACGCAAGUGUUUGUCACGCAGCUUCCGGGGCUCAACACUCUCGGCGCUGCCUUCGCGCGUCUUGAUUUCGAUGUGGGAGGCAUCAAUGUGCCCCACACUCAUCCCCGUGCCACGGAGAUCUUCCUCGUGAUGGAAGGUGCUCUUUACAUGGGCUUCAUCACAACAGCCAACAAGCUCUUCGUUACAACACUCUACAAGGGCGACGUCUUCGUUUUCCCCAGAGGGCUCGUGCAUUUCCAGAUAAAUGUUGGCAGUGGCCCCGCAUUGGCCUUUGCCGGAUUCAACAGCCAAGCUCCGGGGCUGCUGCAGAUAGCUCCGAGUCUGUUCAAUUCUACUCCACCGAUUGACGACAGUGUGCUUCGGAACGGAUUCCGCACUGACCAAGCGACUGUCGAUCAAAUCAGAUCCAACUUUAGAACGGCUUGAAGAGUACGUGAAUACUGAUGUGAGACAAUGUUUAUUCCAGUCCCGAAGUCCAGUGUAUAGGAUCGAUUUUGCAUUUUAUUUUAUUGCCAGAGAACAUGUGUAGUCUUCGUUUAAGGGUAGCUGGCCUCCAGAACAUUCUCGUGCGGCGGUGCGAGAGGAGUUUCGAAUGUGAGAUCACAAAAACUUAAGAUUUUUCGUACUCACUCAUGGGUGGGUUACAUUCGUCAGGUGCAUUUUGGCAUCCUGCGUUACUUGUUGUCUGACGGUUAAUUUUUCCUAAUUCAGUACGCAGGCGUUUUCAUGUAA